Messenger RNA from Rotaria sp. Silwood1, 681 nucleotides. The record is from the annotation of a GenBank genome assembly. Lineage: Eukaryota; Metazoa; Rotifera; Eurotatoria; Philodinida; Philodinidae.
AUGCCAAAGUUAAAGAAUUUUGUAUUUAGUAUUCACUCCAUUAUAAAUCAUCUUGAUUUUUCAAUUAAUUUACCAUCAAAUCAAGACAUUCAACGUACAUUUAAAGAUCUUGAAGAUUAUCAAAUUGUUUCUUAUAUCGAUUAUUUUCCAAAUGAAAAAAGUGGUCGAUGUCAUAUCUAUACGUGUCCAUCUCAAAUGAGAUAUUAUUACAAACUUGCAAAUAGUUUUCCAGAUGGAUUAUUUAAAUCCGUUCGGCACAUAUUUCUCUGCGAUAAACGUCCUUUUGAAUUUGAAUUUUUCAUUCGAAUUGCUCAAGCAUGUCCAUUCCUUAAAACAUUAGUUAUGGAAAAUGAAUCACCACAAAACUAUGAACAAUUUCAGAAAUCAAACGUCGACAAUCGAAAUUUACCAAUUAUUAAAUAUCCUCAUCUUACUUUACUCAAUCUCUUGUGCACCCAUAAUGAUUACAUUGAACAAUUUCUAGAUAAUACGAAAACUUGUCUAUCAAAUAAUAUUCAUCUUGUCGUCGAUUAUGAUUCUUUACAAACAGUGACAUACAACUUUACAAGGAAUAGAACGCGAGUUAAUUGUAGCAAAGUCAAUAAGUUAUCUGUGUAUGAUAAAUUGGUUACUUUCAAACAUCUCAAUGAUUAUUUUCCUCAUGCAGAAAAUAUAAGAUAA